Gryllus bimaculatus (two-spotted cricket) is the source of this 5877-nucleotide messenger RNA. The record is from the annotation of a GenBank genome assembly. NCBI's taxonomy places the organism in Eukaryota, Metazoa, Arthropoda, Insecta, Orthoptera, Gryllidae.
GCGGGCGCGGGCGCGGGCGGCGGGCGCGUGCGGCGGAGGAGGAAGGAGGUAGGAGCGGGAGGCGCGAGGCUCCGACGACUUCAUGCCGAGGAGACGCGUGCGCCGACGCCUUCCUGGCACCUCUGGCGGUCGGUGUGCGCCUCCGCCGACACCAUGGAGUUCCGCUCGUGUGCACGCGGCGGAGCUCGUGCACUCGUACUCGUGCCACGGCCGCUGGGAGGACAACGGCACGCACUUCCUCAUCACGACGCCGCUGAGCCGCCGCUCGCACGGCGCGCGCCGCCUGUGCUUCAUGUACCGCGAGGCGGACGGCGGCGGCGUGGUGCGCUUCUCGUCGUCCGCCGCCUCCUGCCGGCGCGACAUCCGACCCGGCGUCGGCGGCGGGCUCGCCUUCAACGUCACCAGCACAGGCCAAUGUGUGGAGAUUGGGUCCUCUUCUGCUGCGAAAGCAACUCUUCUACUGGUGGUGUCAUUGGCAGCUAGUGUUCAGCUGCUGGCCCUGCAAUUACUCACUCCCAGAUGAUGUGGCAUCACAGUGUAGUGUCGUAAAUGUUGGAUAAGAUAAUGGGAGAUUUCUUUAUCUCAGUGAUGCAAGAGCUAAGGCCUAUGCUCGCUGUGCUGGACGUGUCUGUGCUGUUCAUAUAGGGAGAAAUUUGUAGAGUGUGGGGCAAAAGCACCCUUCUUAACACAUGGGUGCUUAAUGUGCUUACCCUUUUCCACAAUUCUGUGACAGGUUGUAUUCUCUUCUUCCUAUUCUAAGUCUGGACCUGCAUGAUCACCCAUAAGAGAACUCUUCCAGCAACCAGUUAAUCAUAUUUAAGAAAUGAAGCUUAAAAUAUAUUUAAUUAUUGAUGGAAUAUUCAUGAAGAUUGUUAUUAUUAAUUAACUUUGAUUUCUUUCUGUAGAAAAAUGUAAUCCCAUUAAUAUGUCUAUUCUAUUAAAAAUCACAUGAUCACAAUUAAAUAUUGAAUGUUGUUAAUUACAAUUCAGAAAUAUUUUGAUAUAAUAAUAAUAUAAUUAUACCUAAUAUAAUGAGAAGUGUAGCUACUUUUUUAAAUGGUUAUUUUGAAACUGCACUCUGUAUAUUGAAAGAAGUAAUUUGCAUCUUUGAAUGUGGUUAAUUGGUGGCUUUGACAGAGCUCAAAGGUGAACUAAUGAGUGAUGAGACAUAUACAAGAUCCAACGAAUCCUGUGGACUGUUAUAAUUACUUUUAUGAAUGUAUGUGGAAGUGAAAUUCUAUGUGGGCAUGUGCUGCACAAGUAGACACAUGCCUGUGUACGUGUGCUUGUGUUUGAGUGCUAAGGAGAGAGCUACAUAGCUGUUUGCAUUGAGCUAUGCAGACUCACUUCAAAAGGGCUGUUGAACACCUGAAAUCCAGGCAUAAAUCUCUCUAAUUUUCGUAUCUAGCAUCUUAUGGCUGCUCGAGGAUUUCAUAAAAACUGGUUCUGAAGUACUCACUCUUGCUCUAUUCCAAGAAUGGGAGUGCUAACAGAACCUGCUUUCUACACAGCAGACGUUUUGUGUAUUCCAUGGACUUUGAAGAUGUUAUACAGUGCUGUGAUUUUUCUUAUUUCCAUGGUUUUUAAAUGCUACAUAUUUUAAAAGGGGGACGUUUUUACAUAAUUCUGUAAAACAAUCAUUCACAGAGUUAGGUGGCAUAUAAGUAAUAAAAGUUUAGAUUCUUACAUUUCAUUGUACGUUAUUAGUAACAGUAAGAGAAAAGUUGAUGAAGUUAAAAUGACUACAAGAAUGUGAUGCAAGUUUUUAUAAAUAUACAACACAUGUAAAUUAUUUUCUAGCUUUCAUUUGUGACAGGGGAUGUUUGAAACAGAUGUGUUAGAUGCAGCUUUUAACUUUUUGAAACAUUUUGCCACUGGCAGCUUUUUUGCUGAUUUUUCCCUCAUGUAUAGUCUAAUGUUUUCGUAUGGAACCAAUUUCUUAAAGUUAUUGCUAAUGCUCUGAGCAGUUCACACUAGUUAAAGAACUAAAUUUCAAGUUACUCUAAUUAUUGCUAAAAAAAUAAUUUCUUUGACCACCACGUCUGCAGGAAUUUUUCUGCACCACACUAGUGUUCAUCUGAACUGUAUGAAAACAUAGCUGCACAUGAGCCAUACAAUUUGAGAAGGAAUGAAUUUACCAAAUUUCUUCCUCAACAAUACAAUAUUGUUACAUUUUUUCUCUUGAAUUUUGUCUAUGCUAGAAUUUAAAUUUCUAAGUGACAGGUAUUUGAAUAAUAUACAGUCAUAUGUUAUAUCUAUGUAAAUAUAUAUAGUUUGCUUAUAUAUUAAUCACAAUAUUAUAACACUCAUCUUUCAGUCCUUCUCAUGUUGUUUAUAAAUGAAUUACUUUUCACAAAUUACUGUUUACUUGUUACAAUAUUUUUGCUAUUAUGUAUGUGGUAAGCAAAAGCAAUACAGAAAGAUGGUGAUGAAGGUUAGUUUGUAACACAGUAGGAAGAUGACUAACUUGGAUUGAGCUGCACAUUAUAAAUAUUAGAACAGAUUAUGAAAUUUUUCUUGCAUGAUGCAGAAGUGGUAGGAAUAUAGAGUGCCAUUUCUGAAAUAAUUUAUCUCUAAAAUUUAGGGUCAACUUGAAUUCAAUGAAGUCAUCAAUCCAAAAGCAAUAUGUAAAUUUCAACUAAUUUAUAGAGCAUAUCAUGCUAGCAAACAGGCUUGUAGGUACAAAACACACUGACUUGAUACAGAAGUGUGUAUCAACUUGAAUUUGAAUGUUUGUCAUACUUUGUUUUAUUUGUGCAUUGUAUGUAAAUAUAUUAAGUUUCAUAAUCUGGUUAAGAACACACAUCUUUAAAGCUUUGGCCAAAUAGCUCAAUAUUGCCAUCAAAAAUAAUUUUUGUAGCUAUUUAAUGCAAAAAUGUGAAUUUUAUUUCUUUCAACUUAUUAAUUAACAGAUUUAUGAAGCUGUUCUAAUGUGAUCAGAAGUGAUUUAUUUUGUACUUACUUUUUUAAUAAAUGAGACUGCUUGUACGUUUGUGUGUGUUGGAAAUGGAACCUUUGUUGAUAACUCAUCAUUUAAAUAUUUAAAUUUUGCUACAUGCAUUAAAUGGGCAAAGCUUUAAAUGAGUGUAACUUACAGGUAAUUGCACAAAGCAAGUUAUUAAUUGAUAGAAGUGUGUACCUUACAUAUAUCUUGAUGGAACUUAAAGCCAAUAAACUGGAAAACAAAUGAAAACUGAAACCACAAGCAUAUCUGGCUGCUAGAAUCUGAACAGUGCUACACUCCACACUACGAGAAUCUUUGUACAGCUAUUCUACUUUCACUAAUGAUAGUUAAUGUAUCAGAUAACUAAGUGCAUAUAUACUAUUAAUGUGAAAAGCAAUCAUGUGGUGUUGGGUGGAACAGGAUGAUGUUAGGUUGUAAAGAAGGUUCAGUAGAGAAACUGUUACAAGUUGGGAAGAGUAUCAGAAGAAGUUGUUCUAAGAACUCCCUGCUGUUUUGGGGACUUGGAAUGUUGAAAUAAAAGUUGUUUAAUGUGUGUCUUCAAACAGAAUAUUUAAAAGUAACAAAAUAAAUGUAUUUUCAUUAACACUCAAAUUCAUUCUCCUAUGAUAAUGCUAUAGAUAAGUAUAUUUAUUUAAUAUACAAUAAUUCAGUAAUACAUAAAAUAAUGUUAGUUUCCCAAAUUCUUUAUUUCUCUUCCAUCAGGAUUUACAGUAACCAUUUUUGAUAGUAUGAAUCACUGGGAUCUUUCUUUCUCUAAAUUUCACUUACUGGUUCAAAAUUUGUAUUAAAAAAAAUAGCUCUACAAAUUUUGUAUUUUUAUCAUGAAAAAAGAAAGACCUUUUGGAGGAGAGUGUUGAUGACAAUACUAACAAUGGAUUUAUAUGUGAACUGUGAUAGUCCUAAAUAUUACCUUCAUUUGAUAUAUUUUUGCACAGAAUCUCCACAACUUCAACAUACCUUUUUUCUCCAAAUUUAAUCGUAUUUUAAAUGAAGAAAGCACCUGAGUGAUGAAUUACAUUAAACAAUUUUUCAGUUAGUAUAAUUAAAAUCUUUUGAAAUUCAAUCAUUUCAUUCAUCUAUUUUUUUCAAAAACUCAAAUGUGGGUAUUCUGUGUAAUCAGCACAUUCAGGAAAUCCAGCAAGUAAAUCAUUGUAUGCAAAAACUUUGAUUUACUUGAACUAUACUAAAUGUAAUAUAAAGUUCCACAUCAUGUGAGAAACAUAAGAAAUAUUAUAGUAGAGAAUGAGUAACAUUGGUUUGACACACUUGUAUGAACGUGAGAGAGUUAUGGUGCCUUGUUACUGUUUAAAAUAUUAUGUUAGCCAUCACCAUAUCUGCACUGGUGUGUUGAAUAUUUAGCCAUUAUUGAUAUCAAUUUGUUAUUACAUUGAUAUAAAAUAUAUUUACCCAAUUCAGCUAAGAAAUUUGAAUAACUAAAUGCAAAACAAACCAUCAAGAAAAGAAAUUCCUAGACUACAAUAAAUAUUUUACACGGUUUAUUUUGACUUUAUAGAUACGCGUGAUGAAUCUUCAUCAAGAAAUAUAAAGAAAAUAAUAUAUCUAUUGGAUAGAACUUUUAGACAUCACUAGCAGAUCAGUUUUAUUAAUACAAUUUCAUAGCAAAAUUUAUUGAAUUAAUUUCAAAUACAAAUUCAUUUAAUUGUAACGUACAUACAUUUUUUUCACAUGUAAUUUUUUUCAAAUUACCAUUUUAAUUUUUCUCUGCAUACUAUACUUUGUUAUAACUAAUAAAUCCUACACAAUUAGAGUGCAGAACUGGUGAGGCAAUAUGGUAUAGAGGUGAAAUCUGUAAAUACAUGUGUUGUACAUAGAUCCACUGAGGGUUGCACUUCAAUAUAGUAUAUUGAUAAUUUUCGGCUACAGCAUUCAUGAAUAGAGAUUUUUAAAUGACAUCAUGAUAAGGGAAACAAACUGGUAUUUUGUCUGCAUAAAAAGAAAGAAGAAAUGUUCAAAACCAUCUUGAUUUUGAGUUGAAACAACAAUGCUAUUAAAUAUAUAUUAUAGAACAUCCUCAAUACUUCUUAUGCUUCCAAUGUAUUUUCACAAACUUAGUUGUAGUUAAUUCACAGUUCUAUUUCCGAAAAUAUAAACUUCUUUAUAAUAAUCUUUAUAGUAUGAAGAAGACAUUUUUAUAUAUAUUGUCCUAUAGUUGUAAUGUUAUUAGUAAUCCCUAUAAUCUGUAGAAAGCUGGUUUUCCAAGGACAGUGUUUUACUAAAAAAAACAUAGCAAUGGAUUGAUAUACAACACUAAUAAUUUUGCUCCAUUGUUUCAACUGAUUUAAGGAAGUUAAAACCAAUUGAUUGGACCUUCUAAGUUUGUAUAAUUCUCAUAUUCAUGAAUGCUGUGAGACGUAUAAUUAAUCAUUUUCUGCAAUGUUUCAGAACAUUAUCAUCCCUUGUUAGAUGCAUAGUAUAUAAUGACCCAAGUUGUACAAGGUUCUACUGACUGAAGUAAGUACAUGAAUCAAGAUAUUGAUGCAAUAUUAUAUAAAUAUAUAUAUGAAUAAUAAUAAUCACAAUUUUAUUUUUAUUUUAUUAUUAUUUUUUCUCCAAUGCAUUUAAUGUAAUACGGAGAAAAAGAAAAUAUUACUAAUAAAGUAGUUAAUCAAGAUUAAGAUUUUUUAUCUUCUUUCUUGAAUUCCACAGUAGAAUUUAUUUAAUGGAUUAUUUACUUCAUUCACACACCAGCUUAUAAUGAUGUGCUAAACUUGAGUGAAGAGUUGAGAGUUUGUGAGAUUUUUUCAACCUGAUUUUAAAAAUAAUGUCAAGGUUAAAGUAUACAAGUCAUUUCUUUCCCAGUUCUUUCUUUAAUUAAAUCAAAGAUUUAUUUUCUUUACUCACCACAUCCAGUAGUACUUCAAAAUACCAACAGAACCAUCAUUAAUUUGAAA